Messenger RNA from Castor canadensis (American beaver), 1438 nucleotides. RefSeq names its product chromosome 1 C6orf120 homolog (gene C1H6orf120). The record is from RefSeq and is a predicted model, not a curated record. Lineage: Eukaryota; Metazoa; Chordata; Mammalia; Rodentia; Castoridae.
UCGCUGCAAGAGGCCGUGCCGGGCCCGGGUGCUGCGGGCGCGGCGGGCCGCGGGGUACGGCGGUGAGUUCGGGGAGGGCAGCCCUGCCCCCUUCCCCCUGGUCCGCCCCGGGCCCCCCGAGCGGCCGUGCCGGCGUGGCGUGGCGGGGCUCCUGUGGCCCAGCUGUCGCCUGUACGUCCCCACGCAGCACUGCCCGUGAGGACGCCCCGGCGCUGCGCAGCGAUGGCCGCGCCCCGCGGGACCGCCGCCUCCUGGAGACGGGCGCUGCUGGCGCUGCUGGCGUCGCAGGCCGUGACCCUGGCGCUGGGCCUGGCAGACGACGACGUCCCCGAGCAGUGGCUCCUCCUGCACGUAGUCCAGGGCCAGAUCGGGGCCGGCAACUACAGCUACCUGCGGCUGAACCACGAGGGCGGGGUCGUGCUCAGCGUGCACAGCCUGCGCGGGGACGCCGACCUGUACGUGUCCGGCAGCACCCUGCGCCCCAGCUUCGACGACUACGAGCUGCAGUCGGCCACCUGCGGCCGCGACGUGGUCGCCGUCCCCGCGCACUUCCGGCGCCCCGUCGGCGUCGGCAUCUACGGACACCCGUCCCACGACACCAGCGACUUCGAGAUGAAGGUGUACCUGGACCGCACGGCCGAGCCGCGGCCGCCGCGCCAGGCCGCCCCCGGGGAGAACGCGGACGGCUCGGGGCCGGCGCCGGAGGAGGAGUCCGUGCUCUGGACCGUCCUCAUCAGCAUCCUCAAGCUGGUGCUGGAGAUCCUCUUCUGAAGGUGACCCGACCGAAAGGCCAGACCCGACGCAAACGAAGCCAUACAGUCUUGUUACCUCAGUUAUCCCAAGUAGGAAAAGCACUGGGCACAGUGUCUGUGUUCCUUUAAAGAUAAGAACUCCUAGAAAAGGAAUAUGCUCAAUAAAAUGCUUGAACUCCAUUUUGGUAAGGUUAUCAGCUGACAAAAGAUAAUUGCAGUAACUUAGGUUAUGGAAAUCAAAAACAGCUUUUCGUGCACUUAACAGAUCCGAUCAAAAAUUGGUAACUUGAUAGUUACCUGAAUGAAGUUCCACGUUAAGUUUUUAAGAGUCACUGAAUCAAGUGAGAAUAUAAUUACACACAUUUUCCUGAGCACAGACUUUGUCCUGGCCUACAACCCCCUACAUGGCUCCUCCUCUCCAAACAGGGUUUCCUGCCAGGCAGGUAUUUGCAGACACUGUGUUCCACCUGCACCAAAUCUUUUUAGGUCAUUUACCAGUUUAUCAUCCUGGACUACCUAUGAAUUAACAAUGCUUAUUAUUAAGUAACUUUGUUGUACUACUUAGGUAGAACAGAAACAGACCACAGAUAGGAAAGAUUUGCAACAAUAAUAGUAACUUUGCAGGCUCAUGGAGGAAUAAGAUUUUUCAAAUUACUAAAUAUUUCUACUGAAUUUGGGAAGAAAGC